This is a messenger RNA of Trichomonas vaginalis G3, 873 nucleotides long. RefSeq lists its product as uncharacterized. Lineage: Eukaryota; Parabasalia; Trichomonadida; Trichomonadidae. The record is from RefSeq and is a predicted model, not a curated record. The transcript has a single exon. The coding region runs from base 1 to 873 and encodes 290 amino acids.
AUGUUCCCGUUUUUCUUGCACUCUCUUGGAUACUCAAUGAACAUUAAUCCAGGAUAUUCGAGUUUCCAGGUCCAACCAAAUGAAUUAGUUAACUUUGAAACCAAUGAUAGCGUAUUUACAGUAUUUUCUUUUGCAUCCUCAACAGAUAUCGAUAUUAACAUCACUCAAUCAUACAAAAAUAAGAUUACCCAUCUUAACAAUUUUAAUGGCUCAAGCUUUUUCAUAAAAUCCGAAUCGAAUCUUAAAUUUCAAAAUAAUAAAAACAAAGAGAUACAAUUACUUAUAUGGUCAGCAAGCGAGGCCUAUUGUUCUGAUGAAAUGUACUUAAUUCACAACAAGUUAAGCUUCCAUGCCGAAAUUCCUGACGAUUAUAAAUUUUAUUGUUUCUUCAAUACAAAACAAGAAAAGUCAAAGACAAUUCUUCAAUUUGACAAGCAAGAUACAUCAACUGAAGUCGCAUUUAUCAACGAAACUGAUGUAGAACACCCAGAAAAUUCUUGCGUUAAAAAUUGCGAAUAUUCAACUUCUCUAUCAUACUUUUUAAGGAUAUUAUCAUCAAAGAAUGCCUUUGAUUUAACAUAUCAAGGGACUGACUAUCAAAUGCAAAAUAAGAAAUGUUUUAUUCAACAAAUUCCUAAAUUAAGCGAGGAAUCAUCAUUGCUAUUUCCUAAAGCAUCACUUUCCAUUUCUAAACUACAAUGCAACCUUGGAUUCUUCACUCCAACUUUAAUUGUUGUUUUCGUGAUAAUAUCAAUAGUUCUUUUGAUAUUCAUUGUACUUGUUACUAUAUUCCUUGUAAAAAAAUUCAAGGAAAAGAACCAAAUCAAAACUCCAAUAUUGAACACCAAUGAUAACGCGCAAACAAUAGUUUAA